AUGUCUACUGAGAGUUUUCUACUAGCUCUUAGAAGAUUUAUAGCUCGUAGAGGACGGAGCAGAAUCAUAUACUGUGACAACGGAACCAAUUUUGUUGGUGCUUCAAAUGUACUUCAAGACUUAAACUGGAAGCAAAUCACUGAAGACACAUCUAUACCACCAAUUCAGUGGAAGUUCAACCCACCAACUGCCUCCUGGUGGGGAGGCUGGUGGGAGAGAUUGAUAGGAAUUCUUAAGAAAUUGCUGAGACGAGUAUUAGGAAGAGCUUCGCUAACUUCUGAAGAAAUGAACACGACUCUCUGUGACUGUGAAGCAGUAAUUAAUUCCCGUCCAUUGACAUAUGUAACUGAAAGUGAUGCUACUUUAAUGCCUUUAAGUCCAUCUCUAUUUCUGCAAGAUAAUCAAAUAAGUGGUGUUCCAGAUCUUGAUGACAUUGGGCAUAAAAGUCUUAAUAAGCGAGUCAAAUAUAGAGAAAACUUGCAAAAGGAUUUGAGAAACAGGUUUAGGUCUGAAUAUUUAGGAGCACUUAUUCAAAAAGCAGGAAACAAAAAAUCUGUGAAAGUGAAUAUUGGUGAUAUUGUAUUGAUAGGAAGUGAUAACACCAAGCGAAUCAAUUGGCCAUUAGGUAAAAUAAUUCAGAUUCUUCCAGGAAAAGAUGGAAUUACAAGACUUGUCAAGCUUAAAACAGCUAAUGGACACUUGCUAAGACCAAUUCAAAGAUUGUAUCCACUUGAAGUUUCCAACGAUGAUCCCAUUAUUGAGAAAUUUUCAACCGCGAAGGUGGGAGGUGAAACCUGUGCCAAUUCUUCCUUUGAUAACGUGUGUGGACUUGAACCUCAGAUUCAAAAGACUAGAGCAGGUCGUACAAUCAAAGUACCUAAGAGACUGGACUUAUGA
Messenger RNA from Stegodyphus dumicola, 897 nucleotides. RefSeq lists its product as uncharacterized. NCBI's taxonomy places the organism in Eukaryota, Metazoa, Arthropoda, Arachnida, Araneae, Eresidae. The record is from RefSeq and is a predicted model, not a curated record.